Rattus rattus (black rat) is the source of this 2791-nucleotide messenger RNA. RefSeq names its product transmembrane protein 26 (gene Tmem26). NCBI's taxonomy places the organism in Eukaryota, Metazoa, Chordata, Mammalia, Rodentia, Muridae. The transcript has 6 exons. The record is from RefSeq and is a predicted model, not a curated record. The coding region runs from base 248 to 1348 and encodes 366 amino acids.
AGUUGCCUGCAGAGCCCAGCAGCCAGGAGAAGCUGGCUUUGGAUUCUGUCUUUGAAGAGUUCUCUGGAAGUUGGAGGGGCGGGGCAAGCGGCGCUCUCCUGUCCUACUGGAGUCUUGCGCGGGAGUGUGAGCGAGAAAGACAAUCACAGUCCCAGAGCUGUCCCGCUCCUGAGCUGAGGUGGACCCCCGGUGCUGCCCACGGGGUCGGUAGGGCGCAGGCGCUGGGCUGACAGAGCGCAAGGGCAGAAUGGAGGGGCUGGUCUUGCUCAAGGCCCUGGUCACUCGGCUGCUGUUCCUGUUGCAUUCCCUGGUCGCUGUCUGGAGAGUGACCUGGGUGAAGGAAGAGCACCGUUACUGGCUGCUGGCCCUGCUCAACCUCUUGCUGGUCCUGGAGACCGUGCUCACUCUCAAGUUCAAGCGCGGCCGAGGCUACAAAUGGCUCUCUCCGGCCAUCUUUUUGUACCUGAUCAACAUCAUGCCGUCCCUGUGGCUCCUUGAAAUGCACCAUGGAAACCAGUAUUGCAGCACGCAGUCUGAGAUGGCAGCCCAGAACUUCAGCGGAAGAGGAGACGUCAAUCAAACCCUGUCAUCCCACAGAGCCACCGAUGGCAUGGGGAAUAUUCUUGAACUGGCCAGAGGCUUCGUUGACAACUUAUCCAUGGUAUGUGAACCAGUCUGGACGUUAGGACUCCACCAAACACUCCUGCUAAUAUUAAUCAUUGGACGGUGGCUUCUCCCCAUCGGAGGGACCAUUACUAGAGACCAACUCUCGGAACUUCUUCUGAUGUUCGUGGGGACGGCGGCAGACAUACUGGAGUUCACUACUGAGACUCUGAAGGAAAAUAAUGUCAGAAAUAACCCUACACUGGUCUCGGGAAUUCUUGUGGUGUGGACUUGGAGCAUGCUCCAGUUUCCCCUUGACCUGGCAGUCCAGUUGAAACUGGUAUGCCCCGCCUCAGUGAAAGCCAGGGGCUUCCUUAGGGUUUUCCUGUGCCAGUACAGUGCGGAUCUAUGGGCCAUUGGCCUUAGCUUCUUCAUCCAAGAUGGCCCCUUCCUUGUGGUGCGCCUCGUCCUGAUGAUCUACUUCAAAGUGAUCAACCACAUGUUGGUGUUCUUUGCUGUGAAGAAUUCCCUGGUGAUGGCUCUGCACUUCUACCGCCUUGUGGCUUUGAUCAUGGCUACCCGUGAUUUCAUGCAAGAUCAUCCAGAAAGUCCCAAAACGGAGCACAGUGGCCCAGACCAGCCUUCUGAGAGUGGGCCCAGUGAAUGGGAGGACACCUCCCCGGAGGCUCUGCCUUUGCGAACCUCACCGGUCACCUCUGAGGAGUCUUACCCGACAACGCCUUAGUUACUGUUUCUAACAUGCAGCGGCAAGGCUUGACUCCUCCCUUCUUGUAGACUGUUUCUCUUCUUACCCCCGCCCCAUGUUUGCGUACAACAUUUUUUUUUAAGGAAUCAACACGAAAAAGAUGAUCUUGUCUCAAAGUCAAGGUACUGCUCUAUUUUUUCAUCUGAGUGGAAGGAACUUUGACAAGUGGCUGUCACUAUAAUCUUCUGCUUCGAUAGUGGACAUUACACUUCUCUGGGAACCAUUCUGAGUGAUUGGUUCUUAAUGAAUUGCUUGAAAAGUUGUAGGCCGGACAUCAUAGCAACCCUCCAAUGACUUAAGGCAGACAUUUGCCACAAACUUCCCUAUCUCUUGUUCUCCCUGGCUGCCUAAUAGUACAGAAACUUUUGACUGGCUAGACUGUCACUCUCCCAUCUGAGGCUUUCUGCAAUGUCCCUCUGACAUUAAAAAAAAGUAUACUCAGUGAAUUCUGAGCAAAGGAGAGGAAAAUGCUCUUAAAAUCAACUUGCCAUGGGCUGGAAUCCGGGAACUAGCAUGGCUCAGCUUCCUCUAUGGAGAAAAAUAGCUGUGGUAGCUGCACAGGCCUUUACAGGAAUCCCAUUUUCUUGGACCAAGGUGCCAUUCUGUCAUGGUUCAUGUGUUCUUAGAGCAUCGUGAUGGCUUUGGGCUUGGGUAGCACAAAGUUUACAGCAAGUCACUUGGUUUCUACCAACUUCAUAGCUAGGAGAUAUCAGUGAGACACCUGCAAGUCACACUUUCCACCUAGUACAAUUUACAGGACCGUUGGUAUUUAAAUGCUUGGCUACCCUUUUCCUCAUUGUCAAGGUGAAUCAUGUGAUCGGAGUCCAAGGAGCAGUAGCAUGCCGUGAUGAAGGAGUCUGAGGCCCUUAGUAUUACCAUGGUUUCUGGUCGCUGCCAGCAGCUGCUGCAGAAGCAACGACAGUAACAGAGAUUGGUGUGGGGCCAGGGAAAUGCCAUCACUGGCCCCAGCUCGGUUUCAGGAACAAGUUGGUGGAAGGUGGUGCCAAUCCUAUGCCUCCAUGAAUGUAGAGAGUUGCUACAGGCCACCCUGGGGAAUCAUGGUGGCUUCAUUUUCCAUGAAUGGAAUAGUUUUUCUCUUCCACAGUGCUGUACGUUCUAGGUGGAAAUGACUCCAAGCCUUUGAAAGUGGCUCUUCCUUUGAAAUACAUGGUAAAAAUGUGACUUACGUUAUUUUAGAUCUAUGAAACAGCUCUAAAAUUGCAGUGUUAGAGUUAAAGGCACCAGUCAAGCCAUACUAGAAUCCCCAGAAAGACAUUUAUUCAUCAAACUUCCUAGAUUGAAGAUGACCAUUAGACAAUCAGUUGGGACAAUUAUGUUUUUCAAACCUAUGAAUUUCUGGUAUAGUAUUUAUCCAACAUGUUUGAUAACAAGUUUUAUAAACAAAUUCUAUUUUAUACAAAA